AUGGCUGAAGCGUUGAUUGAGCUGUUUUCGGACGAUGACUGCACUCGCUACACAAUUUUCAUCGCGGAAUCUAUAGCCCGGUUACAGGGCCGAUUCCAGGUGCUGACAAAAUGUAACGGACAACAUCUGCGAAAACAGUCGGUGUUCACGGCGACAAAGAAUUGUUUGAAGGCGUUUGAUCAAUGGGCUCUGCGAGUUGUGCAGAAGACCGGGAAAGUGCUGGAUCCAGCACUUCGAGAACACCAUGCGGUGAAACCGAAAAAGGAAAAGGAGAAGCCCACUAAGGCUCAGGAACUCAGUCGAGAGCAAUUGGACGAGUGCUUCAUCAAAUGCUUGCUGCUCAUGCUCCUUUCACUCGAAGAGUACACUUCGCUUUCGAGAGCACUUCUAUUUGAGGUGUCUGGAGGCCUGCAGCUGCCCGUGGACGUGGUAUACAAGGCGGAAAUGUCAACCACGUCUUUGCUGCUCGAGACCUUCAAGCAGUUGGAAGCUGACCAGUCUGUUACGCAGAUGUCCAGAAAGCAACGUAUCCGGCGUCGCGUGCUCAUCGGCGUUUCGGGACUUGCCGGCGGCGCCAUUCUUGGUUUGACAGGAGGUCUGGCUGCACCGCUUGUGGUUACGGGUCUGGGUACAUUGUUUGCUGGUCUUGGACUCAGCACGGCCGUCGGCGCUACGUGUCUUGGCACGCUGGCCACGUCAAUUCCCUUUAUCACGACCCUGUUUGGCGGGUUUGGUGCUAAGAUGGGUGUCGAGCACAUGCGCAACAUUUCUCGCGGUCUCAAUGAUUUCAUGUUUGUGCCAUUGAGUGUCGAGUCACGGCUGCCUGUAACAUUGUGCGUCUCCGGCUGGCUCACUGAGUACAACGACUUUUCUGAGCCCUGGGUGCCGUUGUUCACUGGCCCCAAAAGCUUUGUCCUGGGUGACGCUUAUGCGCUGCGUUUUGAAGUCGGUGCUUUGUUGAAGCUCGGCAAGACGUUUUCGGAGCUCAUGUACUCGACAAGUCUGAACUGGGUCAAAUACGAGGUUCUGCGACGGACGUUCGCCUCUGCACUGAUGACGGCUUUGUGGCCCGUGGCUCUUGUAAAGCUGGGUCGCGUGGUGAAUAAUCCAUGGCGAGUUGCAUUUAAUCUGGCCGAAAAAGCCGGCGUUGCUUUGGCGAACGCGUUGUGUCAGCGUGCACAGGGCCAGCGGCCAGUUACAUUGAUCGGUUACUCAUUGGGCGCCCGAGUAAUUUCUCGUUGCCUGUUGUGUUUGGCUGAACGUGGCGAGCAUGCCCUUGUUGAAAAUGCCAUUCUGCUCGGAGCGCCCGUUCCGACCGACUGGGACGAGUGGUUCAUCAUGAGAUCCGUGAUUGUAGGGCGAUUGGUAAACGUCUACUCGACACAUGAUUACAUACUCCGUCUCGUGUAUAGAACACAAAGCAUCCAAGCCUCCGUUGCCGGCUUGGAGCCGGUGGAGAAAGUACCGCUUGUGGAAAACAUUGAUGUGAGCGACAUGGUUGAGGGUCAUUUGCAGUAUCGCUGGAGUCUCCUUGAGAUCCUCAAAGAUCGUGUACGUCUUCCUGGCAUUACAAGUGAGGAUGUGAAGAAGGCCGGACAGGUCAGUGCACAAAUGGAAGCUCGUGAAAAGGAACAGUAUGCAGAAAAGAAGGAACAUGUCUUCUUCAACGCUGAAGUCAAUCAACCACCUCCACUUCCUCCGCGUUAA
Molecule: messenger RNA, 1707 nt
Organism: Schizosaccharomyces japonicus yFS275
Lineage: Eukaryota; Fungi; Ascomycota; Schizosaccharomycetes; Schizosaccharomycetales; Schizosaccharomycetaceae
Product: DUF726 family protein
Exons: 1
Coding region: 1-1707 (568 amino acids)
Cellular component (GO): membrane
Source: RefSeq, a predicted model, not a curated record